AGCUCCCCGUGCGCCCCGCGCCGCCGCCGCCGCCCCGAGCCGGCCGCGCCGCCUCUCCCCUCCGGCAUGCUUUAAGCCCGGCCCUGCCCGCUCUCCUUUGGGUUUUCCUUCCUGCCGCCCCGCCGCCGUCGGGUCCCGUUCCCCCCCCACCCCCUCGGGCCUCACGCUUCCCCCUCGAAGGGCCGGCGGCUGGGGGGGGGAGCGGGGGGCGGUGGGCGCCGGGGGGGGGGGGCGAGGGCAGAAAAGCCCCGCUCGGCACCAUGGCGUCCAGCUAUGCCCACGCCAUGGAGAGGCAGGCCCUGCUGCCCGCCCGCCUCGACGGCCCCGCCGGCCUGGACAAUUUACAAGCCAAGAAGAACUUCUCCGUGAGUCACCUGCUGGACCUGGAGGAGGCGGGCGACAUGGUGGCCGCGCAGGCGGACGAGGGCGGCGGCGAGCCCGGCCGGAGCUUGUUGGAGUCCCCCGGGCUGACCAGCGGCAGCGACACCCCGCAGCAAGACAAUGAUCAGCUGAACUCAGAAGAGAAGAAGAAAAGAAAGCAGAGAAGGAACAGGACUACCUUCAACAGCAGCCAGCUCCAAGCGUUAGAGAGGGUUUUUGAGAGGACACAUUACCCCGAUGCCUUUGUACGAGAAGACCUUGCACGCAGAGUCAACCUCACUGAAGCAAGGGUUCAGGUGUGGUUCCAGAACCGGAGAGCAAAGUUUCGCCGGAACGAGAGGGCCAUGCUGGCCAGCAAGAAUGCCUCUCUGCUCAAAUCCUACUCAGGGGAUGUGACCGCUGUGGAGCAGCCCAUAGUACCUCGCCCAGCUCCGAGACCCACCGACUAUCUCUCCUGGGGUACUGCCUCGCCUUACAGCGCCAUGGCCACCUACUCCGCCACGUGUACCAACGCCAGCCCUGCGCAGGGUAUGAACAUGGCCAACAGUAUUGCCAACCUGAGACUGAAGGCAAAGGAAUAUAGUUUACAGAGGAAUCAAGUGCCCACAGUCAAUUAAUGACUGGAGGCAGCUGCCUUGCAGAAGGAGAAAAUACAACGGCGCCCGUCCUGCUUUGCAACUUGUUUGUGCUGAAAGAGAGGAAAAAAAAAAAAAAAAAAAAAAAAGAAGAAGAAAAAAGCCAACCCCCAACCCAGAACUGAACAUUGGGACCAAAGUGGGAGCAGACUGAACCGCUCAUGAGUGACAAGGUUCCUCCUUCCUUUUGGGAUAAUGCCACCAUUUUUUUUUCUUGUUAUUGUCAGGUUUAUUGCUUCUGCUCAAUAUACUACGAGCUUCUCCAGUUAAGGACAGUCUCACCCUUGUUGUUUUCUGGUUUUGUAUGGGACUGCAAAUAGAAAAUGCUGCCAAUUUCAGCCUGCGGUCACCUCCCACUGUACAUCGUGCUGAGAAGCAAAGCUUCUCCUCCCCUUUCCCCAGCUCACCCGUGAAGAAGAAACUCUUCCAUCACUACUUUCUGAUGUAUCUACAUGACCCAUCAUCCCCCGAGUCCCUUGUGCCACAGAGGCAGAGUUGUUAUUGUCAGACUCUGAUUAAGCCCAUCAGGGCAACGUGAAGGGAUUGUCCUUCCCAGGUUGCCUGGAGCAGUCUGAUAUGUGAGGAACACCUCCAUGGGCUUCACAGUGCUUCAUUGCUUUCUUGAGUAUUCCUGGCCUUGCCACCUUGAAAAGCCAAAGAGGAGAGAAAAGCUAACGUGCGUGUGUGAGUGUGUGUGGGGGGGAUGUAGUGGGGAGGUUGCUCUGUAGUGCCAAGAAUAGGACUGUUAGGACACUCCUUUCUAUGCCUUACAGUUUGUGUCACAGGGAAAGGCGUUGUCCAGAUGCAUUUGUUUUAUAUAUACUGUAUAUAUUUAUAUAUAUAAGAUAUACAUGCAAGCUUGGUUGGUGUUUUUUAUUAAACAAAAUAAAAUCCAUUGAAAAUGCUUGGGAUGUUUGUGCUGCAUCCAGAUUUCUGGAGCCAUGCAUUAAAAUGCCACCUGCAGGCCCUCUUACUCUUAUCAGAGCUGUUCCCAGUAGCCUUGGACAGUACUUGAAAUGGCCGGCUCUUGUCUUCCCAUGGGAAAACCCAAAAGUGGAGGUGGAGGGAGCCACAGUUCUUUGCAGAUUUUUCCCCUGGGUAUUUGCAUCUUCAUGGAAUAAGGAAAGGGUCUCAGCUGCCAGCCAGGUAGAUCCAUGUGCUUCUUGGGAACACUCUAGGAUGUCCCCAUGGAAAGUCUCUGCUACCCUCUCUGAGAAAAGAUAUUUUCUCAGUACAGCGCCUCCCAUGCAAGAACUGUUUCUCCUGCCUGACUCCCAUUGUACUGCCUAGAGAGACUUGUCCUGUUGCCUUAACUUCCCUCCUUUGCUCUCCCUAGUUGCUUCCCAGUCUCCCUCUGGGGUUGAAGAACUGGACCCUAUGAACCUAGUUUCCUUCUCUCUAUGAAAAGUAGGGGAGAUGCAACCCAAAAGAGUUUCUUCCAUGCAACCCAAAAGAGAGGAAAUUAUGACUUCUCAUAGCGCUGGUGGUGCCUGACUCUUUUGGUUUGGGGGCAUAUUUAUGCCAAGUGGUGCUUGAACAAGAGAUCUGCCCAAAUAUAGCGAGACUUUGACCUGGAAUAGUCCCACUGAAGAUAAUACUGCUACUCCAUGGUCCAGGCUGGGUAAUAAGGGAAGAGGAAUGAAGCUUAGUCAUUAGGAAUAUUUCUGCACAGUGUCUGACAGGUCUCGGUCUUGGCGUUUGUCGCAGACACGUUGAGCAUAUGUAGAAGUCUGACAGUGGGCUUUGAUAGUCUAAAAUAACAUGUUGCAGGAAAUGAGAAGUAAAUCUCUUUAAAGUGAAGGCGAAAAUUAAACUUGCAAAAGAUGACUGGAAAUCAGCCAAAGAAUUUAUGCUAACACUUGAAAAAAAGCCUCAAAUCCCAAACUGGUGUAAAUCGUGCUAGUGCUGGUGAUUGCGCCUGCUGCUGAUGGCUUCUCUUUCUUCUGUGCCAUGAAUAUUUUUGAGGGAAAAAAAGAAUUGUAAUUAGGACAAAAAGCUGAAAGUUGCAAAUUACAUUUGCAAACAAACAAACAAAAAAAAGAAACAGCUGGGAGUGAACAAGAAUUUCAUUUUGAGAAAUCUGUGAUGUUCUGACACUCUCCCUUUUAUUGGUCUUUUCUUCCAUAGUCCAAAGAACUGUUAGGAUUUCUAAACCAAAAUGUUUCUGUCUUUAUUAGUGUGUCUCCAGCUCCUGAAGCUAAGUGAUGACAUUGGAAAUUUCAGCCUUCACUUAGAAAUUCACCCUUGGUUUCUGUGCCUACACAAACAGAGAAACUGUUGAAAAAUAUGUCCUGCAAGAUCAGAAAGAAAAAGAAUCUGGUGCAAAGCAAUGUUUAGUCAACUGCAUGAUUUCUGCAGGAUGCCUAACCUGUGUUUUAUCAAAUGCACAAGACUGAAUUUUCAGUGCAGAGAAAUGUAGGGGAAAGGGCCAGUACAGACACUGUCAGUGUGGGCACGUAUUUUAUUGGGCUGGUGAGUGGAGCGUUGGAUGUUGGGACUCAGAAGUUGUCUUGCCUCUGGCUCAUUCAGUGCCUUGGUCUGUUGCUCUCCUCUCUCUGUGCCUUGCUACCCAUUUCUGUGAUUUGCUAACCUCAAGCCGGAACAGCAGCCUGAAUGUGCUGCCCUGUGCCAGGCUGCACUGCCCUGGCUGCUGGGCACAGAGGACUAGUGGCACAGCUUGGGGGUCUUGGCCUUCUGGCCCAGGGGAUGGCAUCUCUGUAGACCACCCUCUUGUACAA
This is a messenger RNA of Rhea pennata, 3754 nucleotides long. RefSeq names its product paired related homeobox 1 (gene PRRX1). The transcript is spliced from 4 exons. Gene Ontology annotation, cellular component: nucleus. NCBI's taxonomy places the organism in Eukaryota, Metazoa, Chordata, Aves, Rheiformes, Rheidae. The record is from RefSeq and is a predicted model, not a curated record. Gene Ontology annotation, molecular function: DNA-binding transcription factor activity, RNA polymerase II-specific; RNA polymerase II cis-regulatory region sequence-specific DNA binding. Bases 261 to 998 code for a protein of 245 amino acids. Gene Ontology annotation, biological process: regulation of transcription by RNA polymerase II.